Molecule: messenger RNA, 993 nt
Organism: Aspergillus ruber CBS 135680
Lineage: Eukaryota; Fungi; Ascomycota; Eurotiomycetes; Eurotiales; Aspergillaceae
Gene: med6
Product: mediator complex subunit MED6
Exons: 3
Coding region: 1-993 (330 amino acids)
Biological process (GO): regulation of transcription by RNA polymerase II
Cellular component (GO): core mediator complex; mediator complex
Molecular function (GO): transcription coactivator activity
Source: RefSeq, a predicted model, not a curated record
AUGGCAACAGGCCAAGAUACUUCCCUGGAGGAAAUCCUCUGGCGGUCUCCUCCGCACGUCCAGAUGAUGGGAGGCUUUUUACAUUCAAACAAUAUUCUCUUCUACUUCGCCGAAUCCCCCUUCUUUGACGCAACUUCCAACAACGCCUCCCUCGCCAUCCAAGCCAACUAUAAUGAAGCCUUCCGCCAUUUCGUUGAAACGCGCGAAGCCUUCGAGGGCCGAUUAAGUACAAUGCAGGGACUAGAAUUCGUGGUAGCAUACGAUCCGUUGCAGGCAGCGGCGCAGUCUGAGACGAGCUUUGCGCAUGAACCGUCGAACAUCUGGAUAAUUCGGAAACAGGCGAGGCGGAAGCGUGGUGGGCUAGAUGACGAGGUUGUGGUGCUAUCGACUUUCUUUGUCAUGGGGGAUUGUAUUUAUAUGGCGCCGUCUGUGGCAAGUGUGAUUGGAAAUCGGAUUCUUUCAGCUGUUACGUCUUUGACAAGUUUGUUGAAGACGGCGUCCACGCUGCCAAGCUUCACUCCGUCUUAUGGACAUACAUAUAUGCCACCUACAAUCAAAUCGAGCGAGACGAGUCAACCGGGGAUACAAUCCCAGACAAGCAAAGAAGAUAGCACACCUAUGCCCGAGGGGGAAUCACAAAGCAAGACAUCGCUACAAGGCACAGGUCCUAGCAACAUUGGCUCGACAUUGCAGGAUACAAGGACACUAGCGGAGUCAUUCAACCUUUUGUCACGCUAUGGCGACGAGUUCAUGGACGAGAGCCCGUUAGUCGGAGAACCAGGUUCUUUCAUCUUGUCACGGUCAGGAGAUGUGGAUAAAACGAAGCAAGGACUACAACUACCGACAGCAACAGCUGGCACAGCUACGAAUGCUCCUACGAGAGUUGGGACGCCACAAGUCAGGGUUGAGACGCCUGGGAAGUCGGACAAAGGCGGCAGCACGCCUGUUGCUGACGAGAAGCUGCGGAAGAAGAAGAGUAAGAUUGGUGUUUAA